This is a messenger RNA of Lacerta agilis (Sand lizard), 2512 nucleotides long. RefSeq names its product zinc finger protein 821 (gene ZNF821). Gene Ontology annotation, molecular function: DNA-binding transcription factor activity; RNA polymerase II cis-regulatory region sequence-specific DNA binding. The transcript has 7 exons. The record is from RefSeq and is a predicted model, not a curated record. Gene Ontology annotation, biological process: regulation of transcription by RNA polymerase II. NCBI's taxonomy places the organism in Eukaryota, Metazoa, Chordata, Lepidosauria, Squamata, Lacertidae. The coding region runs from base 1061 to 2350 and encodes 429 amino acids.
UCCAGCCUCAGCUGGGCAGGCGGAGGGAUACGUCUCUUCUCUCUGCUUUGCAGGAGGAGGAGGUGCGGGAAAGCGACAGUAGCAGAAGCAAUAGUCGUAGUUCUUAGCAGCGUUCGGCCCUCUGUAUGCGACGCGGCUUCUCCAAGAUACAGUGCAGCGACGCACGGGGCGCUUUGUGUUUGUACGGAACUACUUUACGGGCGGAGGGAUCUCUCCGGAGCAAGAGGGACCUCAAUAAAAAUCGUACUUCCUAAAGCGAGCGUUACCUUCAUUGAGGUCCCUCCAUACCCUCAACCGCGGAUGGAGAGUUCCGGCCUCGUCGGGUACAACGUCGGAGAAGGAGGAGGAAGAGGCGGCGGCCCCGCCCACUGCCCCCCUCCCUCCGAGCUGCUUCCCUUCCCCGGGGGCGUCGCGCGGCAGACAGGAGCCCUCCCGCUGGAGGGGCGCUCGCGUGAAUGGCCGGGCGCCUUGCAGGGCAUGGCGGGGGCGUCAAUCGGGUCUCCCUGCUCGUGGAUUGAAAAGAGGCGGGGACGGCAGCAGCCCCGCCACUAGCUCCGCGGCGGCCCCGCUCUGACAAGAGGAGAAGCGGCCCCGUGGAAGGAGGCGACUCAGGGCAAGGGAGGCGGGUUGCAGCAGCAGCAGCUGCUCCUGCUCCUGCUCCUCCUCCUCGGUAGCCGGGCCCGUGGAGAGCGCCGAAGGACUCAUCUCUGGCCCCGCUGGCUGGUCUGGGUGCGUGAAGCCCCCGAAGGCGCCGGCCUGAUGGCUGCGGGACCCCCUCCCGGCUGAGCGCCUGCGACGGCCUCAGGAUCGGCGCCCCUGCUGCCAGGCAGGAGGCGCGCUCCGCUCGGAGGGGAGGGAAGGGCUCCAGCGCAGCGCGCCCCCGUCCGUCUGUCUGUCCGUCGGUCCCGCCGUGCACGAGCCGGGCGCUCCCGCCGUGCCGCCAUCUUCCUCUGUCUGUCUGUCUGCCAGCCCGGGCGGCCCUUUGUCCUCCUGCAGCGCUGCUGGGCGAGCCCAGGCCGGGCGACGGAGUCAGGUGCGCCCCCCCGGGGGGGGGGGAACCAUGUCCCGUCGGAAACAGACCACCCCCAAUAAAGUCCACUGGGAGCAAGUCUUUGCUGGGUUAGAAGAGCACACGCGUCAGGCCAUGAUGAGAAGAGACUUCCCUGGGCUGCUUGGAGCCCAGUCACCACUCAUGCAGCAGCUGCCACCCCUGCCACAAGAAAAGGACUCCAGCAGCAGCAGUAGCAGCAGCAGCAACAGUGAUAGCGAGGGGGAUGAGACAACACAAGAUGAGGUCUCCUCCCAUGCUUCUGAGGAGGAUGGAGCAUCAGCGACAGUGAAAAAGGAACUGGAACUUACUGAGCAGCUGGGCUGCAGCAAGCAGGUCACUCGAGGCCAUGAGAUGGGUUUAAAUGCCAGCCCAGAUACCCUGAUGGGACUCUCCCGUUGUCCCCUCUGCCAGCUAGAGUGUGGAAGCAGGGAGCAGCUUGUCACUCACGUCUAUCAGCACACGGCAGCUGUGGUCAGUGCCAAGAGCUACCUGUGUCCCGUCUGUGGCCGAGCACUCAGCUCCCCGGGCUCCUUGGGCAGGCACCUCCUCAUCCACUCCGAGGACCAGCUGUCCAACUGUGCGGUGUGUGGGGCUCGCUUCACCAGCCAUGCUACUUUCAACAGUGAGAAGGUGUCAGAGGUGCUGUGUGGAGAUGCCCUGCCCAUUCCCCUCCCUGAGGCUUCUUCUGGUGCCGAGGAAAAAGCAAGUGGUGGUGGUGCUGCUGCUGCUGCUGUCAGCCCCACAGUGUAUCCUGCUGGCAUCCUCCUGGUGUGCAACAGCUGUGUGGCCUACCGCAAGCUUCUGGAAGCUCAAGCUCCAGGGGUUCGCAAAUGGGCCUUGCGAAGGCAGAAUGAGCCCCUGGAGGUGCGGCUGCAGCGCCUGGAGCGAGAGCGCACAGCUAAGAAGAGCCGUCGAGACAACGAGACGCCGGAGGAGCGGGAGGUGAGGCGCAUGAGGGAUCGAGAGGCCAAGCGGCUGCAGCGUAUGCAAGAGACGGACGAGCAGCGUGCGCGCCGCCUGCAGCGGGACCGUGAAGCGAUGCGCCUCAAGCGGGCCAACGAGACCCCUGAGAAGCGGCAGGCUCGGCUCAUCCGGGAGCGUGAAGCCAAGAGGCUAAAGCGGCGGCUGGAGAAAAUGGACAUGAUGCUGCGGGCUCAGUUUGGCCAGGACCCCUCGGCCAUGGCUGCAUUGGCAGCUGAGAUGAACUACUUCCCACUGCCAGUGGGUGGGCUAGAGCUUGAGGGGCAGCUGCUUGGUAAAAUGGCCUUUGAGGAGCCGAGUCCCAGUGCCCUGCACUGAGGAGGGUAAAAAGGAGGACCUGCUCUUGUCUGCUGAGGCCCCACUUGCUCCACCAGUGAAGCAUGGAACUGGAGUGUGACAACAGUCUGAGGGGGGCAGGGAGGGAGGAAGGGGCGGGCGCACUGGCUGUGAUCAGAAAUAAAUUAAUUGUACAUGUCCUCA